This is a messenger RNA of Papilio polytes (common Mormon), 3531 nucleotides long. It is a transcript of the gene Mau2, whose product is annotated as MAU2 chromatid cohesion factor homolog. The transcript is spliced from 12 exons. Gene Ontology annotation, biological process: maintenance of mitotic sister chromatid cohesion; mitotic sister chromatid cohesion. Gene Ontology annotation, molecular function: protein binding; double-stranded DNA binding. The record is from RefSeq and is a predicted model, not a curated record. The coding region runs from base 37 to 1860 and encodes 607 amino acids. NCBI's taxonomy places the organism in Eukaryota, Metazoa, Arthropoda, Insecta, Lepidoptera, Papilionidae. Gene Ontology annotation, cellular component: chromatin; SMC loading complex.
UUGUCAACACUGUUCCCUCCAAGCAGAAAUGUCAAAAUGGCGUCAACGCAGGACGCUUGGUAUAUUUCUUUACUUGGUUUAGCAGAACAUUUCCGUACAUCUAAUCCUCCUGACAUAAAAAGUUGUAUACAGUGUUUACAAGCGGUUUUUAAUUUUAAACCACCCCAAAGGGUCGAAGCCAGAACUCACUUACAACUCGGAAAUAUUCUUUUGACACACACUAAAAACAUUGACUUGGCGAGAACGCAUUUAGAGCAAAGUUGGUUCCUGUCACAAAGUAUCAAUGGAUUUGACGACGUAAAGUUCGAGGCUGCGAGCGUAUUAGCAGAGUUAUUUGAGCAGCAGGGCCAACCAACUCAUUCCAAGCCUAUCCUUAGGAAGGCGAUUGAGUUAUCACAGCACAGUAUAUAUUGGCACUGCAGAUUAAUUUUUCAACUUGCGCAAAUCCAUGCAACAGAGAGGGAAUAUGAAGUGGCAAGCAGCUUGCUGGCUGUUGGGGUGGACUAUGCACAGAUCUCGAAUGUGGCUUAUACCAGAGUACUGUUUUUGUUAAGUAGAGUUAUGUUGUUGUUAAUAGAUAAAAAGAUCCAAGAAGUGUUGCCACUGUUAAAUCAGGCCGGACAUCUUGUGGAGUCAUGGACAGGAAGUCCUCAUCAGAAGGAGUACCUCAAAGUCUUUUUCCUUGUUUUACAGGUGUGCCACUAUCUAAUGGCGGGGCAAGUGAAGAGUGUGAAGCCCUGCCUGAAACAGCUGCAGCAGAGCAUCCAGACCAUUAUGGCGCCCACGUGGCCUGACGACGAUGCGGUGUGUGGCAGCGCGUCCAGCGAGUCGUUUGUAUGGAUGUCUCGACAGCAGCUGUAUGUGCUGGUAUACCUGGUCACAGUGAUGCACUCCGCACAAGCUGGAUAUAUGGACAAAGCGCACAAAUAUACUGAGAAAGCACUCGCACAGAUCGACAAACUCACAUCGAGUGGCUGUGAGGAGGGCAAGAGCGGCGGGGCCCGCAGCGGCGCGGUGCUGGCGUGGCGGCUGCGCAUGGCGCUGGUGGAGCACUCGGCGUUGUGCAGGCUCGUCACCGGCGGCAAGGCCAACGCGCUGCACGAGAUCGCACGCGCAGCGCAUCUGCUGGCGGUCGCUCCUACACCGGGUAGCGCGGCUGCGCACACACCACAGCUGCACUGCCUAUUGGGUCUGUACGCGAUGUCUAUGAACUGUAUGGAGGCAGCGGAAUCCCAGUUCCACACUGCUAUACAAAUGUCACAAGAGAGGGACUUAUGGAUGUUUGCGAAACUCAACCUGGCUAUUGUAUACCUCCGAGGCCGAAGAGACAAUGAUUUGGCACAAUUAAUGGAACAGGUGCGGCCGGAGGCGCUGCCCGCGUAUGCGCAUGGUCUACGAGCAGCUUCGUACUACGUGCUGGGGCUGCAAGCGUUCUUCCAAGCAAGAUAUAAUGAAGCAAAACGAUACCUCCGCGAGACUCUGAAGAUGGCGAACGCUGAGGACCUGAACCGUUUAACGUCAUGCUCGCUGGUGCUGCUCGGACACAUCUUCUUAUCCAUCAACAACUCCCGCGAGAGCAUGAACAUGGUCACCCCCGCCAUGCAGCUCGCCAGCAAGAUACCUGAUGUACAUGUGCAGCUAUGGGCCUCCGCUAUACUUAAAGACUUAUACCGUCUUGCUGGCGAUACUGAGCGGGAGAACGAAGCAUACCAGAUGCACUGCAACUACUCGCAGGCAUUAUUGAAAGACCACUUCCAAGCGACGCAGUUACCGCAGCACGUGCUGGUGCAGUGGACUAGUGGUCCUCCGCCUGCGCUGCCUCCAGCGCUGCCCCCAGCAUCACUCCCCAACACCACAUAGUGGCUGCACCACUCACCAGCCUGCGACACCGACUGGCCCGGUGUAACGCAGCUGGUGGACUUAUUGGAUUAACAGUGCUACAGUGUCAGUGAUAUUGCAGUAAUCAGUGCUCCCAAGUGUCCCGUCUGUGCAUUUUUGUGUCAAUGAUAUGAUUUUUGGUGUAAUUGGUUCACAAUGUGUCAGUGAUAGAAGCCCAAGAGUAAGUGCACCCAUAGGUGUGGCCUAUGUACUGGUGAGGCAGCUGUCUAAAUAAUAUAAUAAUCAGCAAACUAUAGGCAUUGGGAAGUCAUUGGAUGUGGAAGGCGGAGGACCGCAUUCUGUAGAGGGUAUUGGGGAAGACCAAUGUCCAACAGUGGGCAGACAAAGGCUUAUGAUUAUGAUGAUGAUGAAAAAACUAAAUCCAAGGUUUUAUCAUGAUUAAUGUAUAACACCCUGUAUCUGUUUUAUUUGAGUUAUCCAAAAAAAUAGUUAUUGUUCACUUUCACCACAAAAUUUUCGAUAACAAAUUGCAAUCUUGAUGAUAUUAAGUAUUCUAAUUUUGUGCAGUAUUCCACUAACAAAAUUCUUGCAUCUUACAAUGACAAAUUCCGCAUCACAGAUAUAACCGAAUUUGAAGAAGUGAGUUGCGCAAACUAAGUGAUAACAAUAAAAAUCAUUAAGCCGCAUACUGAUCAACCACUUUUCAAAGACAUACUAACUGUGUCCUAUUGGUUAUCGUUCUGUAUCAACUCAAUCCAUACUAAAUGGAUAAUUAAUCCAUAUAAUUAAGGUGGAACACCGCCAAAUUGCCUAAUUGUACUUCACAGGUCAUAGAAAGGGUGAGGUAAGCACUGUCCCACCUGGCCUACACCCAUGAGUGCACUCAAGUGUCACUGACAAUAUAAUAGAAUUAAGUGUACCUGUUAAUAUCAGUGAUACAAUAUGAUUUAGUAAUAAAUCAUUCACAUCUAUAGUACAUGCACCAGACCAUUAAAACCCUAGCCUGGUAUUAACAGUCUAGUGUACCUAUUAGUGCUUAUAAAAGACUGGGUCAUGAGAGUUGUUGUAAAACCCCUAAAGUACAGUGAGUGUUAAUGUCACAACUGAAUGUGUAAAUUCCUUUUACGAUGUAAAAUUAUUACAGUUACAAGUUAUGUAGGAUAUGUGUACAUUUGUAAAACUUUUUUUUUAUCUAACAAAUUGUCUUGGAAUGGGAUCUCGAAAAUGUAUCAAGUAUUAUUAUAGUUAUAUAAUGUUGUAAACCUUCAAAUUCCAUUAAUUUUUAUCUAUGUAGCUUUUAUUUGAGCUUUUCUGAGAAUUUAAGCUUUAUCAUUUUGGCCUCAAGAGAGCUUCCCAUAAUCUAUUUGCUCAAGGUUGCAAGAGUACACUAAAUAAUUAAAAAAGUUGACUAUUUCAAGUUAUAUUGUAAUAAAUGAACACUCGAAGAUUAAAAAUAAUUUGGCUUUUCUAUCUAUAUAGACUAUUGCAUAUUUUUAACAAGUAAUUUGAUGAAAAUUGAAACAUUUUGUCUUGCACCCAACAUGUAUAAAAUUUAAAUGUUCAUUUGGAGCAAGGUAAAGAAUUAUUUAUUUUUAUUUGUUACACAAAAUCAUCUCUAAAAGCCUAAUUUUUUAAAAUCCCUACUAGAAAAACACAUUUAUUAAACAAAAUAAUAAAAGCAAAUGCAGUAUG